UAAUUAUAUUUUUGCAAAAAUAAGUUUUGCCAGUUUUUUUUAUUCAAAAUAAAUAUAUAAAAAAUAACCGUUUGAAAAUGGGUGAUGAUUUGGAUGCAAUUCGUGCAGAACGCAUGGCCCAAAUGCAGUCACAAUAUGGUGGCGGCGGCGGUGGUGGCAAUGCAGCUGAGAAACAAAAAGCUCAAGAGGAACAAAUGCGCCAGCAAGAAGAAAUGAAACACUCCAUAUUAUCUCAGGUAUUGGACCAACAAGCUAGAGCUAGAUUAAAUACUUUAAAAAUAAGCAAACCCGAUAAAGCUGCCAUGUUCGAAAACAUGGUCAUACGAAUGGCACAAACGGGCCAGCUCAGAGGUAAACUCGAUGAUGCCCAAUUUGUCAGUAUAUUGGAGAGUAUUAAUGCUCAAAUGCCACAAAGUAAAAGUACUGUUAAAUACGAUAGACGCCGUGCUGCCAUCGAUUCAGACGAUGAUGAUGACUAUGGUUGCUGAUCAAGUUCUAUCAAU
Molecule: messenger RNA, 503 nt
Organism: Calliphora vicina (urban bluebottle blowfly)
Lineage: Eukaryota; Metazoa; Arthropoda; Insecta; Diptera; Calliphoridae
Gene: PDCD-5
Product: programmed cell death 5
Exons: 3
Coding region: 78-488 (136 amino acids)
Cellular component (GO): nucleus; cytosol
Molecular function (GO): DNA binding
Source: RefSeq, a predicted model, not a curated record